Messenger RNA from Pecten maximus, 3858 nucleotides. RefSeq lists its product as uncharacterized. NCBI's taxonomy places the organism in Eukaryota, Metazoa, Mollusca, Bivalvia, Pectinida, Pectinidae. Gene Ontology annotation, biological process: proteolysis; DNA integration. Bases 1 to 3858 code for a protein of 1285 amino acids. The transcript has a single exon. The record is from RefSeq and is a predicted model, not a curated record. Gene Ontology annotation, molecular function: aspartic-type endopeptidase activity; nucleic acid binding.
AUGGAACGUUUACCAGUAUUUCCGGCAUUCGAUAUCGACAGUGAUAAAGGUAAUGCAGGCCCGAAAUGGGACCGAUGGAUAGGUCGGUUGGAAAACCUAUUCGUGGCAAUGGAAAUCGACGAAGCAGAAGAUGAUGAUAGAAAAAGGGCAUUGCUUCUACAUUACGUCGGAGAAAGAGUAUAUGAUAUAUAUCUGGCGGAGAAAACUCCUACCACAGGUACGUCUUAUGCUGCUACGAAAAAAGUGUUUGAAGAUUAUUUCCGUCCUAGAAAAAAUACGCAAAUGGAGAUCUACAAGUUUAGGUUGUGUAAACAAAAAGAGGGACAAACUUUAGAUGAAUAUGUAACUGAAUUACGUACGGUGGCAAGGGACUGUGAUUUCACGGACUUAAACAAGGAAAUUUUGUCACAGUUAAUUCAGCAUUGUCGUUCAAAUCAACUCAGGCGGAGAGCACUGAGGGAACCGGAGAAGGGAUUAGAGGACAUAAUCAAGCUAGGUAGAGCGAUGGAACUGUCCGAUACUCAAGCUCAGGCGAUGGAAGGUCAGUCGGUAAACUACGUGUCUCAGAAGUCCAGGGGAGGUCGAGGAGCCCAUCAAAACAACGGUAAUGCUCGAGGAGGAUAUCGAGGCAGAGGUCAACAACGUCAAAAUAAUAACCGUUUGUGCUGGAACUGUGGAGGCAAGUUUCCACACAGAGAUAGUCCAUGUCCGGCAAGUGGUCGUGAAUGUCACGGAUGUAAGAAGAAAGGUCACUUUCGUAAAAUGUGUAAAGAGAACAAGGACAAAGGUACAAAAGAACACAAGUAUAAGAAAAAAGUGAACUCUGUAGACGCUGAUAUAAAGGAGGACAGUGAUGAUAGUUACUGUUAUGGUGUGAGUCUUGCAGGUAAAGAUAAACAUGUCUACGCUGUGAAAGGCCCAUUCAUCAAUGUAAACAUAGAGGGGAGACAACUCAAACUCCUUGUGGACAGUGGAGCCUCAGUCAAUAUUCUCGACGAAUCUGACUAUAACUGUAUAGGACAACCUGCUCUGGUGAGGUCCAAGACCCAAGGACGACUGGUUCCAUAUGGUAACAGUAGUACUCUCAAAGUACUAGGGACUUGUAACUUACGUGUUGAGACCAAGACAAAGUUUGACAUCGUAGAGUUCUAUGUUGUGAAAGGAAAGAAUCUUGGCUCUAUCCUGGGUUAUCCUACAGCCAGCAAGCUGUCGCUGAUCGAGAUAAAAGUGAAUCUGGUUCAACAGGAAUCAAACAAUGUAGAAGAUGGAUUUCCGCACCUCUUUAAAGGUAUAGGAAAGCUCCGAAACAGACAAGUCAAGCUUCACAUAGACCCAGAUGUGCCUCCUGUAGCACAGAGGUCAAGGAAAACGCCGUUUCACCUUCGGGACAAAGUAAAGGCUGAAAUUGACAAGUUGGUACAACAGGAUAUCAUCGAAAGGGUUGAGGGUGAGCCAACACCUUGGAUAUCUCCUAUAGUUACACCCCCCAAAAAGAAUCCUGAUGAAAUUAGAUUGUGUGUUGAUAUGAGGGAAGCCAACAAAGCCAUAUGUAGAGAACGACACCCCCUACCUACUAUUGACGAGCUUAUUGUAGACUUGAAUGGUUCGGAAGUAUUCAGUAAGUUAGAUCUACGUAGUGGAUACCAUCAGUUGGAACUGGAACCAGGAUCACGGUUUAUUACAACGUUUAACACACAUAUGGGUAUAUACCGAUAUAAAAGGCUCAAUUUCGGUAUAUCUUCAGCCUCGGAGGUAUUUCAGGAAGCAAUACGCCAAGUUAUACAAAACAUUGAAGGGGCGAGGAACAUCUCGGACGACAUUCUUGUAUAUGGUCGGAAUAGGAAGGAUCAUGAUAUAGCUUUACAAAAAGUACUUCAAAGGCUGAGUGACAGUGGUCUUACUUUAAAUGGUCCAAAGUGUGAGUUCAGAAAGGACAAGAUAACAUUCUUUGGUGUUGUAUUUGGAGCACAGGGUAUUUCACCAGACUCUGAGAAAGUCAGAGCAGUAGAAGAAUUCGAGAGACCCCAGAGUGUCAAAGAACUGCGAAGUUUCCUUGGAAUGGCAAACUACUGUGCGAGAUUUAUUAAAGGAUAUGCUGAUAUCUGUGAACCACUGAGAGAACUUACACAUAAAGAUACACAAUGGAUCUGGAAUGAGAAGCAUGAGAAAGCUUUUGUUGCGCUGAAGCAAAGCCUCUCUAGUGACACUGUCAUGGCAUAUUAUAAUCCAAACAAGCCCGUAGAGGUCCGAGUCGAUGCUAGUCCCAUAGGACUAGGAGCAGUAUUAGUACAGGACAGAAUAGUGUGUUAUGCGAGUCGUGCACUUACUUCAGUUGAGUCUCGUUACAGCCAGGUCGAGAGAGAGGCGCUUGCAGUUGUAUGGGCGUGUGAACACUUUGACCUAUAUUUACGAGGACUGUCAAAAUUCACUGUGAUCACUGAUCACAAACCGCUUGAAAAGAUUUGGCAAAAGGCUAAGCUACCCAGUCUCCGAAUUGAGAGAUGGAAUCUACGGCUACAACCUUACAAGUUUAAAAUCAAAUAUGAACCUGGUGAUAGUAAUAUAGCUGAUUACAUGUCAAGACACCCUAUUAAAGGUAAACCUCUGAAACAAAGUUCACAGGAACAGAAGAUAGCUGAAGAAUAUGUCAACUUCAUCAUGACUGAAGCUAUACCAAAAGCCAUAUCACUGGACGAGAUAAGGGAGGCAACUCGUGAAAGUCCAACAUUACAAAAGGCUAUAGAGUAUACCAGGACAGGGAGAUGGUAUGAAAUGAAGCUACUGGGAUUGGACGAUAGGUAUGACAUUGAAGAGUUGACAGCACUACGAGCAGUUAGGGAUGAACUAACAGUACACUCGGAUAACAUAUUACUGAGAGACUUGAGAAUUGUGAUACCCGUCACGUUAAGAGAUCGAGCUAUAAAUGUUGCACACGAAGGUCACCAAGGAAUCGCUAAGACUAAGACAUUCCUCCGCUCAAAGGUAUGGUUCCCAGGAAUUGACGCCAGGGUAGAGACAUUGGUUAAGGAUUGUAUGGCCUGUCAGAUCCUAACACCCGAAAAGAAAAGUAUGGAAUCAUUGAAAAUGUCUGAACUUCCCACAGGACCCUGGGAAAAUAUAAGUAUGGAUUUUUGUGGGCCCUUGCCUACAGGGGAGUAUCUAUUGGUCGUUAUAGAUGAAUACUCUCGCUAUCCAAUAGUAGAAAUAACACGUUCUGUGUCAGCGAAUGUGACCAUUCCAGUACUUGACAAAGUAAUUAGUCUUUUCGGAACACCUAAGAUAGUUAAAAGUGACAAUGGAAGUCCGUUCAACUCUGAACAGUUCCGGUGCUAUGCUGGAACUAUGGGGUUCGAUCACAGAAGAAUUACUCCACGAUGGCCUCGGGCCAACGCCCAGGCUGAAGCUUUUAAUAAGCCACUCAUGAAAGUUGUACGCGCUGCUACACUUGAAAACAGGAACUGGAAACAGGAGAUGUAUAAGUUCCUACGUCAAUAUCGUGCCACACCACAUGUUACUACAGGAAGAACACCUUACUAUCUGAUCUUCGGACGGGAACCAAAGACAAAACUGCCCAGUACACCAAACUAUGAAAGAACAUCAGCAACAGAUCUGUAUGUGAGAGAAAGGGAUAGCGACAGAAAGUUUGGUAUGAGAUCCUAUGCUGACAACAGGAAUUGUAGUAAUAACAAAGAGAUAUCUGUUGGUGAUACAGUACUAGUCAGGAAUGACGAAAAGGGAAACAAACUUUCACCUGCAUAUAAACCAAAACCUGAGACUGUAAUUGCUAAAAAAAGGUCCAAUGAUAACAGUUACAGGAAAUGUGACCAGGAACUCAUCUCGAAUGAAGAGGGUGAAUGA